GCCGUCAGCGCUGACAGCGGGGCUAGCGGCCCCGACUCUCGGCCGCACUCGCCGGCCUCUGCUACUCCGCGUCACUCCGACUCCCUUCACACAGCCGCCUUUGUCUCUCUGCGUGCGCGUCCGCUUCCCCCCCUCCCCCUGAAGGCCCCCCCCACCCUUACUCCCCCCCCCCCCCUACAUCUCCUUCCCUCGUCCCUUCCCCGUCGCUAUCCGCUGGCCCGCGCCGACCCCGCUUCGCUUCAGCCAUCGCCUUUAACCCUCGCCCUACCCGCAGCUCCGGCCGCCAUUUAACGCGGCCGAGCUGCUCCCAUCAUCACCACCAUCACCACCACCAGUAACCAUCAUCACCACUAGUAUCAUCAUCAUCACCACCACAGACGUCGUCGUCGUCAAAGCCAAGGAGUGGUAUUCGAGCCUCUUGUAGAGCCUCGUAGGCUCGCACACGCCCACAUAAAAGCGUCGUGUACGGGUGGGGGGGGGGUUCUGCUUUCGUGACGGACGAGAAGAGAGGAGGAGGAGGACAGUGCCAGGAGGAGACGCGCAGGCGAGGACGAGGGCAGCAACAGCGGGGAGACGAAGCAGGAGCGGCACCGAGAGGAGAGGAAUCCGAGGGAGAGGUUCCGAGGAGCCACCAUGGGCGACACCGGGAGCGAGGGCAGCGAGGCCCCGCGUUGUCAGCCGCGCUGCCGCUGCGGCUUCUGGGGAUCUACCAAGACAAUGAAUCUGUGCUCCAAAUGCUUCGCUGACUACUUGAAGAGCAGGGAUGGCGAGGGCAGCUCAUCGAUGGCGCCUACGCUGGGCGACGGUGGCGCCAGCGAUUCCAGCGCUUUGCCCACGGAGCUGCAAGGUUCCCCUAACCUGCCCUGCCGUGGUGGCACAGCCUGCGCACCGCAGCUGGCGACCGUUACGGACGUGGCCGAUGCCCCGGCCUCUCCAGCCGGCGCCAGCAUCACCGCCACUGCUACAGCCGAGACGACGCAUGCGCAGCCUUGCGCCCAACUGCAGCCGUGUCCCGCCCCGAAGCCAUGUGAGGGGGCGAGUACCGCUAGCGAAGAGGCAACGGGGGCUGCCCCCUCUUCCCUGCCAGCGCCUUCGUCUCGCCUAUUGGCGCCCGUCGCGGAGAUCGCGCUAAUCUCCAGCGCAGAGCUGGAGCGCGUGAGUCCACCCCGGGAACCGCAGCCUGCACCAUCGAGGGAGCCCGAAGCAGGAAGUUCCACCUCGAUGUCACCAUCCAGCCGUUCCACAAACCAGGACUCCAGAGAGACGGAGAGCCCUGUCUCCAGAUUGCGUGACAUCCCUUUGAAGAGACUUCAUGACCCAGACUGCGUUGACGGCGAGUCAGGCAGCGAUUCCCCAGCCAAGAAGACUUGCGGAGACAAGGACGAGGAUGAGGAGGAGAAGGGCAGGGCCAAGCAAAAGAACAAGCGCCGCUGCUUCACGUGCCGAGCCCGCCUGGAGCUUGUGCAGCAGGAGCUGGGCUUGUGCCGCUGUGGGUUCGUGUUCUGCAGCCUGCACCGCCUGCCGGAGCAGCACGCGUGCACCUACGAUCACAUGGGCCACGGGCGGCAGGAGGCCCUGCAGAAGAUGGUCAAGCUGGACAAGAAGGUGGGCCGGUCCUUCCACCGCAUCGGCGAGGAGUGCUGUUGAGAGCGCGCCGCUGUGCAGCGACGAAAAACUUUUGGUUUCAACAAGCGCCACUCAGCUUUCUCUCCUUACUGCAAACAACGGGCCGACCUUGGGGGAUGCGUCGAAUCUUAAAAAAAAAAGUUCAGUUGUACGAUGAUUUCAGCUGUGAUUGGUUAUUGUUAAGCUAAAAUAAAAGCUCGGCUAUAUGAUAUUUACUUAUUUGUACAAUAUAAUUUUUUUUUUACUAUUGAUCGAAAUAGUGACGUUUAUUUCUGCAGCAAUUCGCCACUGCCACGAUGCAGUGGUCGUGGCGUGGAGGUUUUAAGAGUGCCUGCCUCGGAUGUGCUAGAACGUAAGAGUGAGCUUGAUAUGUGUCGGCAGGUAGGCGUGUGUACCCUGGCAAUUAAAUACGUUGACAUUUAAGCGUACCUCGGCUUGGCGCGUGCUGUUAAUUGGUGGAAGCGUGUACACGUCCUCCGGUGGAGCUUCCUGCUAUUAGAGGAGAGGGCGGUGGUAGUUGUGGGGAACGCAAGGCCACUUCUUCAGGACGAGUGGCUUGGAACUCAGUUCCAGGAGACCAGGUUUCAGGCCACUGUUGCACAUUAAACUAGUGUGACUGAAAUGGCUUGCACAGUUUAGUCGGUGACAUUUUCAGGAUUUGAUCUUGUGCCUAUGCAGUAAGGCUGGUAAAACAAACAAACUAAUUACCAUGUGGAUGGUUCACCCUCAGAAUACUGGAAUAACUCAAUUAUAUGUGGUGGGAAGUAUAUAUAUUUUGUAAUUCUGUUGCUUAGCCAAAAAUGUGUGAAUAAGCACAUUUCAAGUGCACCCUUAGAACAUCGUAGGCUUUUUCCUGUACAGUUUUCUCUCUACGAUCUGCAGGGACCCAACAAGUAAAAUGCCUCAUUUUGCCGAUUGGCUGGCGUGGCACCAACGCCCUCUACCUGCUGUGCCCAACCCAUGGCCUGAAACUGAUCGUCUGAGACUAAGCUUGAAACCACAAAGUGACUCCUUCUGUCCCGAUGCUUCGGAGCCGAUGAGGUCCGUAAGCCAAGUUUUGUUUGCUCGGAUCUGCAUUUGGCCAGAUAAGAUGACUCAAAAGGAAUUGUAUACGAAUUUUUUGGUGAAAAGCAGGUAAUGCAAUUUUCAUGAAUAUGUUUUGUAGACGUAUAUAUAUACCAGAAAUAAGAUCACUAACAUAGCUCGACAUUAUCAGUCCGUUAGACCUUUUUUGUAUGUUUCCUUGACCGUUAUUUUAGAUUAUUCCCAUACCAAUAUAUUUAUAAAUUGCUUAAAUCUGGAAUGGUAUCGGGGUAAUGUAAACUUUGGGAAAUUUACGGUGAAUAUGAUCUUUAAAUAUAUACCAUAAUCUUAUGAUUCAGGUGGGCAUAUUUUAAAUGUCAGAACAUUGAAAUUGUCAGGAUUGGUAAAAAAAAGCCCUUUGUUUUCUAAGAAGCAUAUAAUCCUCCUGCUUGCUUGUAAUACAGCUUUGAGAAUAACACAGUAUUUUAGGGAUAAUUUCACUUAUUUUGUUUCCACAAUUUUUUUUUUAUCAAACGGGAGCGUUUUCUUUGCUUUUACUCACCCUGUUUGUCUUUCCCAGGUGUAAAGUGCUCCCCUGGCCUGCAAAUGUUUUGCCAAAGCUGUUAAUAGACACGAGGGGCCGAUGGCCUGGUGGGGGAGCUCACUUUAUUUAACUCUUCCGUUGUCUCUUGCCGAAUCCUCGACUUGCAACAAACACAUAAGCCGUACAAUAACUCCGCGCGUCAACAUCAAGUAUGCCAAGGAAACGUUUUGUACUCCAAAGAUGAACAACUUUGUUUAAGACUUGAGGAGUGGAGACUUUACGUUCAAUACCAAGACCGGCCAACUUAAAAAAAAAGCAAUUUUGGUUGGAACAAUGUUUGUACUUUUGUCAGAUGUUGACACUUCAGCAGCAGUCGCACACAAUUGAUUAACAUUCAUCGAUGUUAAUCCUUGCUGGGAGUUAAACGGUCUACAUUUUGACCGGCUGGAUCCUCUGCGAGGUGACUUUCUGAAUGCCAUAAAGCUCAACUUUCAUGUCAUCUCUCCAAAGAGGAGGAAAAAUAGUUUAUUUGUCAUGAAUGUCGCCGAAUAAAAAAAAAGGAAAGCCCAGAUGUUUAGAUAAUAAAUGUAUGUAGAUACUCUUGCCCCUACCAGCAAUGAUUAGUACACAAACGCGGAGGGUUCUGACUUGGGCGUGUCUUUUAAGGACCGUGCCAUCUUAAGAUGAUUACUGUCCAUAGCGGAGUUUUCAAAUUAGCUUUUUUUUUGCUCUAAAAAGUGAGUAAAAUUGGAUUUGUACAAUCAGUUGGACAAUAAAACAAUACAUACUGCCUUUAAAAUGUUUCUCACUCAAAACCAUAACAUUUACACAUCCCGUCCGCAAAAUAAAUGCAUCCAUCACGCAGUGAAUGCGUAGACGGGGAAAUAUUGUUUGAAUUUGUGUCAGUGGAGUCGUUUAUCUGACUUCUGAUUGGAAACCUGGUGCAUGUAUAUGUAGUUGCUUGGGAAUAUGAAAUGGUACCCAGGAUAUGUUGCGGAGAGCGCUGCUUCUGCUGGCCUCCUGGUGCCUUUGGAAGAGUGUGCAGAGAAGUGACGUAGUGCUGUUAACACGGGCCCUGGUGCAAGGAAAUUAAAUGCCCCCCCUCCUAUCUAAUUUCUUCCCCCGCCUUCCCCUCUUCAUAGCCUGGCGAUUGGGCCCCUCUGGCCCAUGGGCCCUGGUGCAAUUGCACCGUCUGUACUCUGGUUGGCGAUGCCGCUGGCGCAAUUGCAGUUGGUGGCCAGGCCCCUGUGCGUGCACGCAUAAUCCGAUGACAGUUUGGUCUUUGCAGGUUCUUCUCGGUUGCAUGUUUACUUUGCCGAAACACUGACAUAUUAAACUAUUUGUACAUAGAUCUGUGGCUAUGAAGGUGCUAAUUUUUUUCUCUCUAAUAAACCUUGAACAUUAAAAUGCAAAA
This is a messenger RNA of Petromyzon marinus (sea lamprey), 4607 nucleotides long. It is a transcript of the gene ZFAND3, whose product is annotated as zinc finger AN1-type containing 3. NCBI's taxonomy places the organism in Eukaryota, Metazoa, Chordata, Hyperoartia, Petromyzontiformes, Petromyzontidae. The record is from RefSeq and is a predicted model, not a curated record. Gene Ontology annotation, molecular function: zinc ion binding; DNA binding.